AUGAGGGCCCUCUUCUUCGGUAAAGUGGCUGGUUUCUCUGGUUCCUUAAGUGGCAAUGGAUUCCAGUCUGGUUCCUUAAGUGGUAAUGGAUUCCAGUCUGGAUUGUUAAGUAGCAAUGGAUUCCAGUCUGGUUCGUUAAGUGGCAAUGGAUUCCAGUCUGGUUCCUUAAGCGGUAGUGGAUUCCGGUCUGGUUCCUUAAGUGGCAAUGGAUUCCAGUCUGGUUCGUUAAGUGGCAAUGGAUUCCAGUCUGGUUCCUUAAGUGGCAAUGGAUUCCAGUCUGGUUCCUUAAGUGGCAAUGGAUUCCAGUCGGGUUCGUUAACUGGUAGUGGAUUCCAGUCCAGUUCAUUAAAUGGCAAUGGAAUCCAGGCUGGUUCUUCAAUAGGUGGAAACAGAUUCCAGUUUGGUUCAGGAAGUGGUACUGGAUUACCAUUUGGUUCCUUCGGUAACAGUGGAUCCCAGUCAGGUUCAACGAGCACUACUGGAAGUCAGUCUGGUCAAAUAACUAACAAUGGAUUCUCAUUCGGCUCAGCAGAUGAAAAUGCUAGUGUCUUCCAGUCUGGUUCCGUAAGUAAUGAUGGAUUCCAGUCUGGUUCUGUAAGUAAUAAUGGAUUCCAGUCUGGUUCUGUAAGUAAUAAUGGAUUCCAGUCUGGUUCCGUAAGUAAUGAUGGAUUCCAGUCUGGUUCUGUAAGUAAUAAUGGAUUCCAGUCUGGUUCCAUAAGUAAUAAUGAAUUCCAGUCUGCUUCCGUAAGUAAUAAUGGAUUCCAGUCUGGUUCAGGAAUUGGAUCUGGAAUCCAGUUUGAUUCAGUUACUGAUUCUGGAUUCCAGCCUGGCUCUGUUACUGGCUCUGCAUUCCAGUCUGGUUCAGUCACAGACUCUGGGUUCCAGUCUGGUGCAGUCACGAACACAGGAUUGCAGUCAGGUUCAAUUGCAGACUCUGGAUUCCAGUCUGGCUCUAUUGUAGAUUCUGGAUUCCAAUCUGGUUCAGUCACAGAUUCCGGAUUUCAGACUGGCUCAAUCACAGAUUCUGGAUUCCAGUCUAGUGGAGUCACAAACACAGGAUUCCAGUCUGGUUCAGUCUCAAAUUCUGGAUUCCAGUCAGGCUCAGUCACAGAUUCUGGAUUCCAGUCUAGUGGAGUCACAAACACAGGAUCCCAGUCAGGUACAUUCACAAACACAGGAUUCGAUUCUAGUUCUACCACAGGUGCAGGAUUCCAACCUGACUCCAUAGCAGACACUGGAAUUCAAUUUGGUUCAAGUGGAAGUGGAUUAGGACUUGGUUCAUCCACUGAUAGCGGCCUCCAAUCCAACUCAGUAAGUAGCACCACAUUCCAAUUUGAUUCAGACAUUAACGCAAACUUAGCUUCCGAUUCUCCAAGUAUCAGUUUUGAAUCUGUACCGAGCAGUAGCGGGUUUGGGUCCACACACCAGCCAAUAGCGGAAUCACUAUCUAGUUCACAACCAGCAAGUGCUCCAUUCCAGCUUGAUUCCUUUACCAAUGACAGAAUCCAAACUGGAUCACCAAGUGAAUUUGGAACGGAUUCUAACUUUGGAUCUCUAACAAGUGGAAAUAAUUCUCCAAGUACCACUGGAUUCCAAAGCAGCUCCAGCGGUUCCCCAUUCGAAACCCUUGGUACUCCUGGCUUUGUAUCUUCUUCCUUGUCCGAAAGCGUAUUUGGUUCAGAUACAUCAUUUAGCAGCGGAUUAAGUUCUGAUACAUCAAGUGGCGUCAGUUUUGGAAACAGAUACAAGCAGUAA
This is a messenger RNA of Penaeus vannamei (Pacific white shrimp), 1755 nucleotides long. NCBI's taxonomy places the organism in Eukaryota, Metazoa, Arthropoda, Malacostraca, Decapoda, Penaeidae. The record is from RefSeq and is a predicted model, not a curated record.